Messenger RNA from Aegilops tauschii subsp. strangulata, 669 nucleotides. The record is from RefSeq and is a predicted model, not a curated record. NCBI's taxonomy places the organism in Eukaryota, Viridiplantae, Streptophyta, Magnoliopsida, Poales, Poaceae.
AUGAUCUCCUCUCCUCCCGUCUGGAUCGAGAUCGAGGCAGCGAGCCCCGACCACCUCGCCGUCGCCCCUCGCCACCUCACAGGCGCCCGCCUCCCCGUCUCCUCCCGCACGGCGCGCCCCGACCCUGCGCCUGCCCCUGACGUCGCCGCCUCCCCGAUUCCGUCGCCAGACUGCCCCGCCCCGCCUCUCCAUCGUCGGUCGUCGCCUCGUCCUCGCCCCGCCGUUGCCGGACCACCCCAAGCCGCCUCGAGCCCACUGCCCCCUCCCUACAGCUUCGCGGUGAGCCGCCGCGCCGGUUGCGCCUCCCCUCUCCUCCCCCCUCUCUGCUCCCGUACUCCGCCAUGCGCACCGCGCGACCCGGCCACGCUCGAUGCGCACGCCCGCGCAACGCCGUCCCCGCCCUGGUGCCGUGCUACUCCUGCGCCGCUCGCCCGAGACCCCCUUGCUGCUGCUCUGCACAGCCCCCUGGCCGCGCUCACGCCCCCUCUGCUCCGCCCGCCACGGAUCCGUUCGCCCCGUCGGUGCCCUCGCCCGCCCCGCGCGCCGUACCCCCCUCGCCGGAGCUCCCCUGCCGCCCCGCAGCGCCCGGUCGGGUGCGCCUCUGUUCGGGCUGGCGCCCAUGCGCCCGCUGCCCGGCACCCGUGCACCCAGCGCCCGUUAAGGCCAUGA